Messenger RNA from Penicillium argentinense, 1245 nucleotides. RefSeq names its product dihydrofolate synthase. The coding region runs from base 1 to 1245 and encodes 414 amino acids. Gene Ontology annotation, molecular function: tetrahydrofolylpolyglutamate synthase activity; dihydrofolate synthase activity; ATP binding. NCBI's taxonomy places the organism in Eukaryota, Fungi, Ascomycota, Eurotiomycetes, Eurotiales, Aspergillaceae. The transcript has a single exon. Gene Ontology annotation, cellular component: mitochondrion; cytoplasm; cytosol. Gene Ontology annotation, biological process: folic acid-containing compound biosynthetic process. The record is from RefSeq and is a predicted model, not a curated record.
AUGAUUGAACUCGGUCUAGGUCGUGUUUCACGGCUUUUGCAGCAGAGCCCGCUGACAUGGAAAGCUAUUCAUGUUGCGGGGACGAAUGGCAAAGGCUCGAUCAGUGCAUAUCUCUCCCACCUACUCUCCUCUGAUGGAGUUCGAUGCGGUCGCUUUACUUCACCGCACCUGAUCGACCGUUGGGAUUGCAUUACUAUUGGCGAACGAGUCGUCCAAGAAUCGCUAUUCCGCCAGAUCGAGGAUCAGGUCAAACUCCGGGAUCAGACCUUAGGGAUAGGUGCCUCUGAGUUUGAACUGUUGACCGCAACGGCUUUCGAAAUCUUUAACCAUGAGCAAGUUGAGGUUGGCGUGGUUGAGGUGGGCAUGGGAGGCCGUCUCGAUGCCACCAAUAUAUUGGACAACGUCCUGAUCUCAGUUAUUGCCAAGAUCGGUAUGGACCACCAGGCCUUCCUAGGCUCGACGAUCGAAGAGAUCGCCGCAGAAAAAGCAGGAAUAUUGAAGUCGGGUGUACCUUGUGUUGUGGACAACACCAACGAAACCGCAGUGAUCGAGACAAUCACCAAACGAGCCAACGAUCUAGGCAUCCAUGCAACUUUCGUUUCCCCAGAUAGAGCGGAUGAACAAUUCCCAGCUCUCGCACAGUUGUUCCGGAAAAUGGACCUCGAGCCCCACCAACAAGAGAAUAUGUGCUGCGCAAUGUCAGCUCUGCGCCUCACCUUGUCAAAGAUUCGCCCUGAAACGAAUGCUUCGUCUCUGCUUCCUCGUCUGUCAGACAUAAAAUGGCCUGGACGGCUAGAAGCCAUAUCCCUUCGACCUUUGGUAAACCGCGAAGAAAACAUACUUCUAGAUGGUGCGCAUAAUCCACUAUCAGCGGAGGUUCUGGGAAAAUACGUUGAUCGCAAACUUCGUCCCCAAUCCGGGAAUGUCACCUGGGUGGUCGCUGCGUCCAGUGGAAAAGAUUUGGCUGGUGUCUUUCGCUCUAUCAUCCGCCCUGGAGAUACCGUCGCCACGGCAGAGUUUGGUCCCGUGGAGGGAAUGCCAUGGGUGACACCGACUAAUGCCUCCGAGCUUGCUCACUCCAUCCAAUCUUUGCCAGAGAUCGGCCAGGUACAAGGCUUCGAAGGAGAUUUGCUUCCUGCAAUCAAAUGGGCCAGCGACAUCGCCCAGGGCCGGCCUCUUGUUAUUGCUGGCAGUCUAUACCUUGUCUCCGAUGUGCACCGUCUGCUUCGCGAUGCGCAGAAAUGA